Molecule: messenger RNA, 628 nt
Organism: Diabrotica virgifera virgifera (western corn rootworm)
Lineage: Eukaryota; Metazoa; Arthropoda; Insecta; Coleoptera; Chrysomelidae
Gene: ND-B17.2
Product: probable NADH dehydrogenase [ubiquinone] 1 alpha subcomplex subunit 12
Exons: 3
Coding region: 134-556 (140 amino acids)
Biological process (GO): mitochondrial respiratory chain complex I assembly; response to oxidative stress
Cellular component (GO): membrane
Source: RefSeq, a predicted model, not a curated record
CAAAUGACAGUGACAGAUUACGGACUGCAAACUAACAUAAAAUACAUAAAAUCUAUGGUAGUUAUUUAUCCAUUUUCACAUUUGGAUUUAGGAAAAAUAAAUCUAUUCAUUUUGAAGAGCUACACGAAUUAAUAUGGCCAAAUACUUUGGCAUUGAUAAAUUUUUUGUGUUUUUAAACACAAUCAAAGAAGCUGGAGGAAUAAGAGCUUCCUUGUAUAAACUUUAUAGGAUGGACAACUUGAGACCGGGAACACUGGUCGGUACAGACAAGUACGGAAAUAAAUAUUACGAAAAUCCUCAUUACUUUUAUGGCAGAAAUCGAUGGAUUGAAUAUGCACCUUACUAUGGUUUGGACUAUGAUGGAAGCCAGGUUCCUGCUGAAUGGUUUGGCUGGUUACAUUACAAAACUGACCUUACCCCAGAUAAGGAUCCAUCUAGACCAAAGUAUAAAUGGAUGGCAGAUCACACAGAAAAUUUAAGUGGAACUCCAGGGCAGUAUAUGCCAUAUUCCACUACUAGACCCAAAAUUGAAGCAUGGACCCCCCCAGGAAAAUAGAAAAAUGUUAUUUUGUGUAGUAUAUUGUGAAUUUUAUGUAUAAAUAAAUUAAAAUAAAUCUAAAAAGUCAAA